GGCGAGCAGCACUGGCCUGAGCCUCCUUCUGGGCUGAGAAGCAUCAUGGCCAGCGUCCUACAGGCCUCCCUGGCUGCCCUCCUUCUGCUGCCUAUGGCCAGCGCCAUGCACUCUGACUGCAUCUUCAAGAAGGAGCAAGCCAUGUGCCUGGAGAAGAUCCAGAGGGCCAACGAGCUGAUGGGCCUGAAUGACUCGUCCCCAGGCUGCCCUGGCAUGUGGGACAACAUCACAUGUUGGAAGCCUGCCCACGUGGGUGAGAUGGUCCUCGUCAGUUGCCCCGAGCUCUUCCGAAUCUUCAACCCAGACCAAGUCUGGGAGACGGAAACCAUCGGAGAGUUUGGUUUUGCUGACAGUAACUCCUUGGAUCUCUCAGACAUGAGGGUGGUGAGCCGGAACUGCACAGAGGAUGGAUGGUCGGAGCCGUUCCCUCAUUAUUUCGAUGCUUGUGGGUUUGAUGAGUACGAGUCUGAGACCGGGGACCAGGAUUAUUACUACCUGUCGGUGAAGGCCCUGUACACAGUUGGCUACAGCACGUCCCUCGUCACCCUCACCACUGCCAUGGUCAUCCUGUGUCGUUUCCGGAAGCUGCACUGCACCCGAAACUUCAUCCAUAUGAACCUCUUUGUGUCGUUCAUGCUGAGGGCCAUCUCCGUCUUCAUCAAAGACUGGAUCCUCUACGCUGAGCAGGACGGCAACCACUGCUUCAUCUCCACUGUGGAAUGCAAGGCUGUGAUGGUUUUCUUCCACUACUGUGUUGUAUCCAACUACUUCUGGCUGUUCAUUGAGGGCCUGUACCUCUUCACCCUGCUGGUGGAGACCUUCUUCCCUGAGAGGAGAUACUUCUACUGGUACAUCAUCAUUGGCUGGGGGACCCCAACUGUGUGUGUGUCCGUGUGGGCUGUGCUGAGGCUCUACUUCGAUGACACAGGCUGCUGGGAUAUGAAUGACAACACGGCUCUGUGGUGGGUGAUCAAAGCCCCUGUGAUUGGCUCCAUAAUGGUUAAUUUUGUGCUCUUCAUCGGCAUCAUUGUCAUCCUCGUGCAGAAACUUCAGUCUCCAGACAUGGGAGGCAAUGAGUCCAGCAUCUACUUCAGCUGCGUGCAGAAAUGCUACUGCAGGCCACAGCGGGCUCAGCAGCACUCUUGCAAGAUGUCAGAACUGUCCACCAUUACUCUACGGCUCGCCCGGUCCACCCUGCUGCUCAUCCCACUGUUUGGAAUCCACUACACGGUCUUUGCUUUCUCCCCAGAGGACGUCAGCAAGAGGGAGAGACUUGUGUUUGAGCUGGGGCUGGGCUCCUUCCAGGGCUUUGUGGUGGCUGUUCUCUACUGUUUUCUGAAUGGGGAGGUGCAGGCGGAGAUCAAGCGGAAGUGGAGGAGCUGGAAGGUGAACCGCUACUUCACCAUGGACUUCAAGCACCGGCACCCGUCCCUGGCCAGCAGCGGGGUGAACGGGGGCACCCAGCUCUCCAUCCUGAGCAAGAGCAGCUCCCAGAUCCGCAUGUCUGGCCUCCCAGCUGACAACCUGGCCACCUGA
Mesoplodon densirostris (Blainville's beaked whale) is the source of this 1536-nucleotide messenger RNA. RefSeq names its product ADCYAP receptor type I (gene ADCYAP1R1). The coding region runs from base 46 to 1536 and encodes 496 amino acids. Lineage: Eukaryota; Metazoa; Chordata; Mammalia; Artiodactyla; Ziphiidae. Gene Ontology annotation, cellular component: neuron projection; plasma membrane. Gene Ontology annotation, biological process: cell surface receptor signaling pathway; adenylate cyclase-modulating G protein-coupled receptor signaling pathway. Gene Ontology annotation, molecular function: vasoactive intestinal polypeptide receptor activity; G protein-coupled peptide receptor activity; peptide hormone binding. The transcript is spliced from 16 exons. The record is from RefSeq and is a predicted model, not a curated record.